Messenger RNA from Microtus oregoni (creeping vole), 1802 nucleotides. RefSeq names its product cilia and flagella associated protein 73 (gene Cfap73). NCBI's taxonomy places the organism in Eukaryota, Metazoa, Chordata, Mammalia, Rodentia, Cricetidae. The record is from RefSeq and is a predicted model, not a curated record. Bases 35 to 1036 code for a protein of 333 amino acids. The transcript has 6 exons. Gene Ontology annotation, biological process: spermatid development.
CUUUGCUAAGGCGGCUGAAGAUACCUGAAGGUGAAUGGCAGUGGCAUGGGAGGAGUAUUUCCGACUGGUCUUCCAAGAGAAAGUGCCUGCGAAGCCGGUAGAGCAGAACAUGGUUCACUUUCCACCUCUGCUGCAUCUCCUGGAGAAGAAGCAAGAGCUAGCAGCUGCGGACCAGGGUCUGCAGGUCCAGAAGGAGGAGUUCCACAGCAGGAUGGCCACCCUGAGCCAGCGCUGGGCACAGCUGGAACAGAAAGAGCAGGCGCUGAAGGAGUCCUUCAUCCGCUUUGACAAAUUCCUGCAGGAAGCCGAGGCCCGGCGAGGCCGCGCGCAGCGGAGAGCAGCUGAGGAGGGGCAUGGAGUGCGACACCGGGAGGCAGAGGCACUGCGGCUGCGCGCACAGUUGCAGGAACUGCGGCGGGAGCGCGCCCGGCUGCAGCGCAGGCUGCGGCGCCUGGAGCCCUGCGCGAGCCUGCUGGAGCGCGUGCUGGAGCAGCUGCCGGAGUUUCAGGAGAUUCCGGAACUGGUGGCGCGCUUUGAUGGCCUGGUAGAUACGCAGGCAGCAUUGAAGCUGGCAGAGCGCAAGCGACAGGUGGAGCUGGACGAGACCCAUGCUCAGCUGUAUCGUCUUCGGGAAACGAAGCAGGAUGAGCUGCUGCGCCUGGGCCAGCAGCGUGCACAACUGCGAGAGCAGUUGGAGGCAGCGCGUGAGCGCACACGGCAGUGGGAAUCCAAGUGGACUCAAAUCCAGAACACUGCAGCGGCCAAGACGCUGCUCCUGGGACGCACUCGAAUGGCUGUGCUCAACCUGUACCAGCUUGUGCGCCUGCGCCAGAGUCAGCCUCUAGCCCUGGACAUGGAGGACACCGAGGGGCAGCUAGAGGAGGUGAGACUCUCUGUGUCGCUUCUUACCCAGCUCCCACUGUGGGGACGCCUCAGGGUUAAGGGUCUAGUGACUUCCUGGCCCCACACUCGGCUGCCUGGACUGUAUCUGCCACAACUGCCAGUGGAUCUGUGUGCCCUUUGCAGGACUGGCUAGUCACCGAGGCCAGUUCGUCUGAGCUGCCCUGGCUCUUUGAUGCACACAAGUCCAAGAGGGUCCCGGCGUCAUGUGAACCAGGCUGUCUUUGGCAGGGUCUCAUACUUAAGCCCAAGCUUACCCCAAACUAGGUAGCAGAUAACCUUGAACUCCACACACACACACACCCUGGCCUCCAUCUUCUGAGUGCUGGGAUCACAGGUGUGCUGUGCAUCUGGUCUGGCUGAGUUAGUCUCUUUUCAGCAUGCCUCUGCUCUAUGAGGAAGGCCCGGGGAAGGACGCUGGGCCUUUCCUGCCCACACUCCAGGCCAGGAAUCAGUGAUGAACUGUGUCACCCGGCCUCACUGUCACUGCUAUGCCUAGGGAUGGCUAUUCUGCUUUUUCCCCCUUUGGUGCUGUGUCCUUAAUAUUUAUUUACCCAGGUGAUGGUCAUGAAGAGGGUCCAACAGGCUGCUGGGAGCUUCCCUCAGUUCACAGCAGUGGCCUAUGGGUGUUGGUGAAGUUCAUAUAAAUAAGCAACUAGCACCACAUAAAGGACACCAUGGAGAUGGCUACACAUAAGCCUGAUCCAAGGAAAAUAUCACCUGAUGUGGUGGGACACUGGGUUGGCAGGGAGCCAGCUGGAAACUGGCAAAGUGGUUACAGAUCAUUCAGUGGCUGGGCAUGGUGGCUCAGGCCUUUAAUCCCAGCACUCUGGAGGCAGAGGCAGAUGGAUCUCUGGGAGUUCGAAGCUAGCCUGGUCUACAGAGUGAGCUCCAGGACAGCC